Messenger RNA from Rubroshorea leprosula, 542 nucleotides. Lineage: Eukaryota; Viridiplantae; Streptophyta; Magnoliopsida; Malvales; Dipterocarpaceae. The record is from the annotation of a GenBank genome assembly.
AUAGUUUAUUUACUUGGGGCUCUAGGCCAAACUCACCUCAUCAACAACAUCCACAAUGAGACACUUCUGUCCUGCUCUUCUCGUCUUCACCACAAUCACCAUGUUCUUUCUUACACACGCAACAUUCAUUCGUUGCAGACCACUUCCAUCAUCAGUGAAGAAUGAGGAGAUCAUCAGCCACGAAAUCGUUGGUCAGGUUGAGUUGGACAGAACAUCUUCAUCUUUAGGCUCGGCGGAGGAUAAUCCCAGUAGGGUUUUGUCUGAGACAGAUGACGACAGAGUUUUUACAUUGACAGCAGGGCCUAGCAGGAAAGGCGCCGGCCAUAAAUAAUCUUUUCUCCGUUUUGUUGGUUUAUCAGGGUGUGUUACAGAUGUAAGUUUCUGUAUUUAGCCAAAAAGAAACAUGUAGAUCAGGAUAAGUUCUUGGUGUAUAGAAAAUUUGUUGAUUGUCUCUCAUCAAGUUAUAUAGCUCUGGAUGUAAUCAUUUGCAAAUGCUUCAAACAAUUUUCCCAUGGUAGAAAAAAUCAAUUCACAAAAAAUAU